This is a messenger RNA of Dryobates pubescens (Downy woodpecker), 2539 nucleotides long. RefSeq names its product transmembrane protein 62 (gene TMEM62). Bases 27 to 1943 code for a protein of 638 amino acids. The transcript is spliced from 14 exons. NCBI's taxonomy places the organism in Eukaryota, Metazoa, Chordata, Aves, Piciformes, Picidae. Gene Ontology annotation, molecular function: hydrolase activity. The record is from RefSeq and is a predicted model, not a curated record.
GGCGCGGGCUGGUGGCGCGGCGCGGCAUGUUGAAGCUGGCUGUGGGGCUGCUGCUAGCGGCCGCCGUGGCGCUGCUGCUGGAUUGCUACAUGCCGUCGGGGGCGCCGCCGCCCGUGGGUCAGCGUCGCCGCUCGUGGGCCCCUCAGCCCGCCCCCGGGGCAGAGGCCGACUACCUGCUGUGGGUAGUGCAGGUGUCAGAUAUUCAUAUCAGCAAAUUUCAGGAUCCCAAACGAGCUUCCGACUUAGAGAAGUUCUGUACUGAAACGAUUGAUAUCAUUCAGCCAGCACUUGUUCUAGCAACGGGUGAUCUGACAGAUGGUAAGACAAGAGAUAAACUGGGAUCUGAUCAGAUAGAAGCAGAAUGGAAAACUUACCAGGCAGUCCUGAAGAGACUAAGGGUCAUGAAAAAAACCAAGUGGAUAGACAUCAAAGGGAAUCAUGAUUCCUUCAACGUUCCACACCUGAACAGUGUUCGGAACUACUACAGGAAAUACUCUGCCUGGCGUAAAGAUGGCUCUUUCCAUUACAUCCACACCACUUCUUUUGGGAACUAUUCAUUCAUCUGUGUGGAUGCCACACCCAACCCAGGCCCUAAGAGACCCUAUAACUUCUAUGGGAUUUUAAACACGAAUCAAAUGGAAGAGCUGUCUCUGAUGGCAAAAGAGAGUCUGCACAGCAAUCAUACAAUCUGGUUUGGCCAUUAUCCCACCUCAACAAUCAUCUCCCCAGCCCCAGGAAUAAGAGCAUUAAUGAGUUCUGCCACAGCCUACUUAUGUGGACAUUUGCACACAAUGGGUGGGCUGAUGCCAGUCUUGCACAGUCAGCACCAUGGUGGCACUCUGGAACUCGAAUUGGGAGACUGGAAGGAUAACAGGAAGUAUCGGAUCCUUGCCUUUGAUCAUGACCUCCUCAGCUUUGCAGAUCUGAAGUUUGAAGAAUGGCCUGUAGUUCUCAUCACCAAUCCCAAAUCCUUCCUUUACAGCAGUUCUGCUCAUGAACCACUAGUCAGAAUUCUUCAUUCCACUCAUAUCAGAAUUCUGGCCUUCUCUCCUUCUGUCAUUGUCUCCGUCGACGUCCAUAUAGAUGGAGUUGACUUGGGGAAUGCACAGCAGGUCUCUGGCCCUCUCUAUGUGCUGAAGUGGAGCCCUCAAAACUACAGCGAAGGGUUCCAUCACAUAGAUGUGACUGUCCAGGAUGCUUCAGGAAGAAUUAGCACACAGAGUCAUGUAUUUGCUAUGGAUGAAAACCUCUCUCUAAGAUUUGCCUUUUGGCCAUCUGUUAUCCUUCUCACUGACUUCUAUGUUCUAGCUCGUGUGCUCUUUGGGAUUAUCGUGCUGAUUCAGAUUGCCUUGCUUGUUGUUUUCAGAUACCUCCAAAAGCCAGCACUCAAAGAAAAGCCAGGAUUACUUACUCUCACCUCGUAUUCCCUUCAUGUCUUCAGUAAAACAAACACCUUCUUUUACUCAGUUCUGGUUCUGAAUUUAUACACCAUUCUUGGACCAUGGUUUGUAGGUGAACUGAUAGAUGGCCAACUAGGAGCUUGUUUUUCCUUUGGAGUGUUCACUGGGGGUUCCUUCCUACAGGGCAGUCUGACAUUUUUUGUUGGCAUUUUACAGAUGUUGUUCUUCAACCUGCCACUCACAGCCUAUCUGUGCUGGUGCCUGCUGCUGCGAUGCCAGGGUCACAGCUUCCGCUCCCACUUCCGUCAUGUCCGACGCCUCACAGCUGUGCUUGUUCACCUGGCAAUGGCACUGCUGCUGGCCUGGCAGGUCUACUCCUGCUAUUUCCUGCAGAGAACCUACGGGACCUUGGCUUUCUUCCUCUCCCCAAUGAGAACGUGGCUGGUGGUGCUGACCUCGGCUCUGAUUUAUAAAACCUGGACACUACAAUCAUCUGAGCUCAGAACUUACAUGGUAGAAAUGAAAAACUGUCAGAGCUCCUGAAGGACAACUUCAAGUAUUCAGAGUUCUUGUACUUAAAAACUGUCCACCUACAGUUUUGUGAUGCUGAAUUCCCAGCUGCACCUGCAUUGCUACAGAGCUGCAUUAAAUAGUAAAUGUAUAACAAUAUGCAAUAAAUGUUUUUAUUGUAUUCUGUUAUACAGUAUACUGUAUACUAGCUGUUCUACAAUACAGUUGCACAGUAUUGUCAGGGGUUAGGGCUGGACAGCCACUAGACAAGUGACAGACACUCUCUAUUAAUCCCUCUCUUUUCCCAAAGGGAAAGAGAAAGGAAAUAAGAGAGAGAGACUAAGGGGUUGGGAAAGAAAACUAAAACAGCUUUAGUGAAAAUAGCAACAAUAAUAGUGAGACAAUAACAACAAUCUACAAAAACAGUAUCUAUCCCAACCCCACUGCUGGCAACGAUGUCAUCACCUCCACUGCUGCUGUGGCACUGGGGAAGUCCCAGACUGCACUCAGCCAUGGAUGGGAACUGGAUUCAGGAACAUACAGGUCAGGACUGAAGGCAGAAGGAACAGAAUCCUCCUCAGACACCAGCCAUUGAAGAAGCAGCUUCACCCUUGUGAACCGCAGUUUUA